Molecule: messenger RNA, 1387 nt
Organism: Anoplophora glabripennis (Asian longhorned beetle)
Lineage: Eukaryota; Metazoa; Arthropoda; Insecta; Coleoptera; Cerambycidae
Gene: Phyhd1
Product: phytanoyl-CoA dioxygenase domain-containing protein 1 homolog
Exons: 5
Coding region: 171-1028 (285 amino acids)
Source: RefSeq, a predicted model, not a curated record
UGUAAACGCAUGCCUGCCGAAUGACUGUGCCGAUUCAAGCAGUUUAAAAGUUAGCGGCACAGACGUUUUUGCCAAAGUUUAACCGUACCUUAAUUAUAUGUUAAUUAGUCACUCGGCGGUAUUGAUUCACAUUUCCACUUCCAAAAGGUAGACUACUUAGCUCGACCACCAUGUUCGAUGACAUUCGCAGGAAGUUUGAAACCGAUGGGUAUGUCGUAAUUGAAGGGUUCUUCUCUGAGAAGGAGGUCGAGGAAAUAAAGAAAGAAGCAGAAAAAUUAGUAGAAAAUAUGCCGGAUGAAUCGAAUAGGACCAUUUUCAGUACUACAAAUUCUGAAACCCAACAGAAUAAGGACAAAUACUUUCUUGAAAGUGGUGAUAAAAUAAGUUACUUCUUUGAAGCCGAAGCUCUAGGCCCGAAAGGUGAAUUGUUGGUCGAGAAACAAAACUCUCUGAACAAAAUAGGACACGCACUUCACGAAUUGAAUCCUAUUUUUCGAAAGUAUACGUUAGACGAAAGGGUGAAGGAAGCAGCCUUCCAAUUAGGCUUCGAAGUGCCAGUCAUACCGCAGAGCAUGUACAUUUUCAAAAAUCCUGGCACUGGCAGCGAAGUCACAGCUCAUCAAGACGCUUGGUACCUGCACACGGACCCGCUGAAAUUAGCGGGAUUCUGGAUAGCCAUAGAUGACGCCACGACGGAAAACGGUUGUUUGUGGCUUGCCAGGGGUUCACACAAAAGCGGGGUUCACCGAAGGUACAUCAAAAAUCCCGAUCCCAACUCCGAGGAACUUUUAAUUUACACUUCGGCGGCACCUUUUUAUUCCAAAAGCAACUUCACCGCAGUUCCCGUACGCAAAGGAGCCUGUAUCCUGUUACACGGACAGGUUGUCCAUUUCAGCGAGGCGAAUAAAUCUCAGAAACCAAGACAUGCCUACACCUUCCACAUCACCGAGCAAAAAAAUACUAAAUACUCCAAGGAAAAUUGGCUACAACCUGGGGAGAGACCGUUUCUAAGUCUGUAUAAGAAUUAGUGUGAUCGAAUAAAAAGUACGCCCCUUUUAGCUUAUAUAAAUACUACACCUAACCGACUAGUUACCUCAAAGUUGUGUUUGGUGGAAGGGGCGGCGUACUAUUACCCUGUUUAAAAAAGGCGGCAUGGGAAUCUUUUCGUUAAUGAUUUUUCUAUGUGUAAGACAUCGAAUUAGGGAAACUUUGAGUAAUACUCUGAUUGUGUACGUGUAUAUGUAUAAGCACGAUUUGUAUGUUUUUUACCACGGAAUUUUUGAAAGCAUACCAAAAAAAAUGUAAAAAAAUAGUUUUUUUUUCUAAUCUAGAUAUUUGUUAUAGUUAAUUGUGUACAAAAGGGAAAUAAAAAGAUGUAUUUUUCUUA